AUGAGCCAUGAAGACGGGGACGUAUCAAUGACCAGUUUACGGGACGAACACUGCGACAUGAGUCUCGAUCAUGAGACUAUUGAUGUCGUCUGGCAAAGUACGCAGUCUACAGCACUGCAAAGUAUUCUUGAAGAGUCUAAAUUGCGCAAAACACGAGCUACCUCUCCAGCAGCCAACUCGAACGACACGGCGUCUUUCAUCCUUCCAGGCUCUCUUCUCCCAAAGUCACUCUUCCGAGAUACGUCUACGACGCGGUCUAUAUCCCUGUUAGGGGAUCAAAAACCGUCUAUUCCGUUACCUCAACACCCAACCAGACCUGCUGUCAGCAGAGCAGGGAGCAUGCCUUCGCUAUUUCAUGAAGCACAGCGGGCGUCGAGCAGCAGAAGCAGCCAGAUACCCUCACCCGACACAGUGACAGACGUGCGCAAGAUACGACCUUCUCAACGACGCUCUUCUACUCGCGAUCAAACCACUCAGUCGUCAGACUCUGCAGAGGUCACGCAACAGGAUCUCGAAAGCCUUAAAUAUAUGAUCAACACUGUCAGUAGGAUUUGGGGACAGGAAAACUCUUCCACUUCGAUUCGUUCAUCGGGUUCUACAUCCAACUUUUCCGCUCGCCUACAAAGUGGCUCGAGUUCAGAGUCUAGUCGUCCCGAGCCGGUUAAAACUAUCAAACUGGGUCAACCUUUGGAAACAACUUCAUCUCGGAUACGACAAUCGACGAGCGAGAUCAAAGGUCUCAUGCUUCCACCAGCAUUGCCAACGACAACCAACGUCGAACCCCAGCUCUCGCUUCCGCGAAUUUCGAAGCUCCCCAUCACUGCGAAGCCUCUGAAACUGACAGAAAGUGCUCUUUGCGAUGUGUCAAUGGUCACAGAGGAAGCAGACGAGGCGGAAACGAGCUUUGACCUCUCCGAGCCGCCAUCGCCAUCGCCGACGGUACGGGCGAACCCAACCCGUUUCCAAGAAAAGCACGAAGUUACAGAGUUCACUCGCGAAAAGAGAUUGUCGCAAGGCUCGUCUCGUCCUCUGUCGACCAACCUACUCUCCCAAUUGCGCAGCGGACAACCGCGCUCGCUUUCCCAAACCCCUCUUUCUAUCGUCAACGCCCCACCAAAAGCGCUUGGCAUGCGUCGAACCGUAUCUGGGAACAAUGUUUUCCCUUCGAAAUCUACCAAAAGAGAUACGGAGACCAAGCCGCCACUUUCACGUAUAUACUCGCAGGCUUCUAUGACCCAAGAGCAAGCCAGAAUGAAGCCAAAGGGGUUCAAAGUACCAUGGGCCAACGACAGCCCUACUAUGGCCCCAGGAUCUUUGCCGGCUUCUCAAACUUCAAACCUCUCUGUAUCCUCACCUGUCAGCGAGUCUGGCUCCGACUCUGCUUCUGGGGUCGGUGGGUCUACGACUAUCCAAAACGUUCACCCCGAGAACCCAGAUUCAUCCUACUCUUUCGAUGAUAUCGACGUAGAGGAGCUAGAUCGUGUUCUGAGCCAAUGUGGCGCCUGA
Serendipita indica DSM 11827 is the source of this 1506-nucleotide messenger RNA. The record is from the annotation of a GenBank genome assembly. Lineage: Eukaryota; Fungi; Basidiomycota; Agaricomycetes; Sebacinales; Serendipitaceae.